This is a messenger RNA of Dendronephthya gigantea, 5696 nucleotides long. RefSeq names its product protein mono-ADP-ribosyltransferase PARP14-like. Bases 118 to 5409 code for a protein of 1763 amino acids. Gene Ontology annotation, cellular component: cytoplasm; nucleus. Gene Ontology annotation, biological process: negative regulation of gene expression. The record is from RefSeq and is a predicted model, not a curated record. Gene Ontology annotation, molecular function: transcription corepressor activity; NAD+ poly-ADP-ribosyltransferase activity; RNA binding. The transcript is spliced from 15 exons. NCBI's taxonomy places the organism in Eukaryota, Metazoa, Cnidaria, Anthozoa, Malacalcyonacea, Nephtheidae.
UCGGCGGAAUGCCUUGACAUAUUAUAGAAACCUGAUAACAACAACGCAGAUGUUAGAAUAGAGUAGACUGUGGACAUGUGGACAAAGUUCUGAAUAUCACAGAGACACAAGCGAGACAUGGAUGAAUGCGAAUCCAGUGUCAUUGAAGUGACGGGAAUCAGCAGCACCACUUCGAAAGAAAAUUUGGAGAAUUUUUUCUCUUCCCGCAAACGUGGUGGAGACAUUGUAAAGAUUGAAUAUACCGAAGGAGACGACCACGCAUUCAUCACUUUCGCAAAUGCCGAAGGUGCCAACAAAGCAUUGGAAGAAAGCCCGCAUUCCAUGGGACAGUGCACGCUUGUAGCGAGAAAAAAGAAGGCGAAAGUCUGGGAGAAAAACAAAAUAUUGGUUGAGGGAAUUUCUACAACAACGACCAGAGAUGGUUUGAUGUUCUACCUGGAACGGAUAAGUGAUUUGGAGGUGAAAGAGAUGAUUUAUGGAACAAGAAGCAACCAGACUGUAAACGCAAUUGUAACGUUUGAAAGCUCCAUAGAUUUCGAUAAGAUACAGGAAGGUUUAAGAAAGAAGUCAUCUUUAGAUGGAAAACAAAUAUCAAUAAAGACAGUUCCUCUUUGCAGCACGAUCCUAGUGAAAAACUUACCGUCUUCAGCAACACACGACUCGGUCCUGUACAAAUUUGAAAAUAAAAGAGUGGGAGGCGGCGAGGUUAAGAGGGUCGAACUGGAUCUGGAAAAGAAAAUAGCAUUGGUUGAGUUCAAAGAUCCAAGUGUUAUAAACAACGUUCUUUCUAUCUCACAAACGUUGGACAAUACGAUCCUAACCGUGGAACACUAUUACCCAAUCCUUGGUAGUUUAACUGACUUACAAUCAGAAACAACAGAAGAAGAUGGAAUACGAAACUCGACCAGCCUUGUAGAAACUACACCAAAACAAGAACGUCCCAAAGCUGCAGGCUUCGUUACAGCGAUUGACAGUGACUUAUAUCACUACCUGAAACAAAAUCAUCCUGCCCAGCUUUCCCAUGCCUUGAGAGAGCCACAGCCGAGCAUCGAGACGAAAGGAGAUUCGGUACAUUUUUCAUUUUCCAGCGAGGAAACAAAAGAACACUUCCUUACUGAUAUGAAAGCAUUCAAAUACGAAAUCGUACCGAUUAAUCCAACUCUGCUCGAACAAGGAUUAGAGAAAGAGUUGCAAGAAAUAUUCUCAGUGUUCAGCGUUGCUAAAUCAGUUUCCUUCAUCGAGAGAUAUGGCGAAGGCUUUCUAAAGCUUGUCGGAAGAGCCGUGGUUACAUUUGAUAAGGCACAUGAGGAGGUGAGAAAGUGCAUUGCCAAAGUCGAAAAGCGAACGAAUCGAUGCGAUGAUUCCAUACAAUUAUUACCUGUUCAUCUGAAGUUGCUUCAACACUCGACAAAAUUUCAGCGCUUGGAAAACUCGUUGAAGCGAGAUGGUUUGGAAAUAAUACAAGACGAAACAACCGGAAGAAUAAACGUGAAAGGCUCACCAACACAAAUACAACAACUCAAAAGUGAAACGCAAGAAAUCGUUGGCCUUUUUGAAGAGCGUUCCUUGAAUGGAAACAGGUUUUCCUUGUUGAAGGCAAACAAAGCUAUUUCACACGUAAAGUCAUUGUUGACCGCGGAGAAUUCCACGGUGGAAGUUGUAGUCGAUGAUAAAGGAAUGGUAACACUGUAUGGUAUGCAAAAGACACACGUAGACAAAGCUUUUGAUAUUAUUGUGAAUGCUAUGGUUGAAAUAAAACUCCCUGAAGGUUUGCGAACGAAAUCAUCCCAGGAUGCAUUGCUCAACGAGUUAGGGACAUCGACUCCGCUUUCAUUACAAAGAGAAGAUGGCGUUCCACGAAUCGUCUGCUUCAAGAAGCAUUUGCGAAACCUGAAUGCGAAAGUCGACGAUUUUAAAGAACGAAAGAAAACAGUAGAACAAAGAGUACGACUUCAAAAGGCAGUCCUACGCUAUCUCUCGACCUACGGAGAAACUACCUUGGAAGGCUUGCGGCUUUCAUCACCUGGCUUGAAGAUAGAGAUUGGAAGCGAAGCCUUGGUUCUAUCUGGUGAGAAGCCAUUAGUCGAGAAUUGUUGUGUGAGCAUACAAGAUCUUACAAAAGAUCUAAAGGUGGAGAAGAUGGAUUACGGAACACCGGAAACAGCGUCGAGUAUAAAAGGAAUGGCGUACAUGGCAAUUGAGAGCAUAGAAAGAAAACAUCGAUGUGGGAUUGCAGUCACAAUCAACGAUCAGCCAGAAAGACAGAUUUCAUUCCGAUCACAAAAUGCAACCACUGUUAGUAUCAAGGAAGACAGGAAGCGUACAAUGCAGUGUCGAUACACUUUCCCGAACGGUAAGAUCAUUGAGGUACAUCAAGGAGAUAUCCUGGAACAUCCCGUAGACUACUUAGUGAACUCUGCGAACGAGGAGCUCAAGCAUGCUGGUGGACUUGCCAGGGCGAUAGUUGAGAAAGGAGGGCGUAAAAUCCAGGAGGACUGUUUCCGUGCCUUAAAUGAACUGGGAACGGCAAAACUUUUACUUGCGGAGGUUAUCCCUACUGACGGAGGGAAAUUGAUGUGUAAGGAAAUACUUCAUGUAGUGGUGCCAACGUAUCGUCCGUCUGAUGGUUAUGGUGAAGGCGAAACAAGGGAAGAGUGGUACUUAAGGCACUGUUGUACUAAUGUCCUGGAGAAGGCAACUAAGGGUCAAACUAUUGCAAUUCCAGCGCUGGGCACAGGAAUCUACAGGAUUCCCUACGACAUCAGUGCAAAAAGCUUGGUAGCAGCGACUUGUGAAUUCUUACAAGAAAAACCUUCCCACAGUUUACAACAAGUUCAUUUUGUCGAUAACGAACCCUCGGCCAUCGAGGCGUUGAUGAAAGAAAUAGUGGGAAGGUUUAGUUGUGAUUCAAACUUACAUAUCAACGAACCGGUUCGAGAUAGAUGGAGACCGUUGCUAGGCGCAUCUGGUGGAGUUUCGCCACUGGAUACCACCAAAGCAUGUGAUCAUUUUACAUUUAAAACUCCCGAGGGAAUGGAAGUGCACCUGACCAUUGGAAACGUUGCAAAAUCCACGACCGAUGUUAUCGUGAACACGGUUGGAAGUGAUCUGAACCUUACGAAGAAUCCUUGCUCAAAAGCAAUUCUUGACGAAGCUGGAAGUGGACUGAAAAGCUUAUGCGAGAAAUGGAUAAAAGAUAAGCAUCAGCUUAAAGAAAGAGACUUUGCAAUCACAGAUGGCGCCAAGUUGAAAUGCAAGAAAGUUUUUCAUGUUUCAUGCCCCAGAUGGACAGCUGAUCAAGGAGAGAAGCAACUCCGUGAGGUUGUGCAAAAACUGUUGUGCAAAACCGCAGCUCUCUCGCUCACCUCGAUCUCAAUGCCUGCUCUCGGCACCGGGACUCUGGGAUUCCCGGUAAAAUUGGUCGCGAAGAUCUUGUUUGAAGAGGCGACGCAAUUCAGUUCAGAUCACAAGCCUUCCCCCAAAAUCAAAACGGUUAACGUUGUCGUUUACAAGGGGAAUAAGACAGCCGUCGAUGCAUUCAAAGAACAAUUUCAAGGCUUCUCACCAACUGCUGACGUGAAUGCACGAAAAACAAAACGAGGUUCGGAAAGUGGUGCAGGUAUUUUGAAGACAACCCGUAAAAAGAUUUCGGGUGCCUUCGACAGAAGUUCGGGCAAAGAAAAAGAUAAAACACACGGAGUUGAGGUGGAAAUUGUUCAAGGAAAUAUAGUCGAGGAAUCCACUGAUGCAAUCGGGUUCCUGGUUGCCGAGGAUAUUACACAAGGAGGGCAAAUUGGAAGGGCGCUUUAUAGAGGAGCCGGUGAAGAUUUAAGAAAAGAAUACAUUAAUAUUGGAUUGAACAGGAUUGACCCUGGAACGGUAGUCAUGACAACGGCAGGGAAUUUGAAGGUUUGCAAAUUGCUGCACAUGGUUAUAAAGGCGCCCACCGACAAAUCGACGAUUCAAAAUGCAGUUACAAGGUGUUUAAACGACGCUGACAUGUACGGCUUCGCCUCGUUGUCUCUUCCCGCGGUCGGAACCGGUCACUUACAGAGAGAUGGCAAACAAUCCGCCGAGAUUUUAUACCACUGCAUCAAAGAAUAUCGUAAAAGAGAUAACAAGUCCUUGAAGCUCAUUCGUAUUGUUAUUUUACAAGAAAAUGUUUUCGAGGAAUUCCGUGGAGCUUUCGCACGCAAAGAUCCGGGCGCAGAGUCAUCGAAAGGAAGCACACGUAAGACGAGGCAACAGAUUACUCUGGAAAUUGCAGCAGAAAGUUCGAGCGACAUCGCAGCAAUCAAAAAAGAACUGAAACGGGUCGAGGAAGAACAAUGUCAUACUGAGACCAUCGAAACACAACAGGAGAUUGAUGUGAGACAGCUGGAAAAAAUCAUGGAAAUACAGGACCUCCACGAUGUUCGUAUUGAGUGUAAACCCACUAUUGGAUACAUCAGAAUCAGCGGGCUGGCAAGGAAUGUAUCGAUUGCAGUGGGAAAGAUUCACAAUAUUAUCCACGACUGGGAACGAGAGAGACAUCACACGGAUGUGACCGUCCGAGAGGUUGAAUGGUUCUAUUACGAGGGUGAUAAAGGUGUUGUUAUUCCUGAAAAGUACGCAAAACAAAUCAGCGCCAAGAUAGAGACGGCGUACAAGAGAAAUCCUUCUGGAACUGUCGAAGUUGGUGACGAUGAGAAAUAUAAAAUAGAUUUCAAAACCAUGACAGAGACAUGUUUGACUUCAAACGAAGGCCUGAUGAAAGUCUACAGACGCCCGUGUGAAGCAUUUCCAUUUCCUAAAAAUUGGGAAUACCAGCCGAUUGAUGGUUCCACUGGGCAGGAGCUUCAAGUGUUUCGCUUCAAUAUCGAGAAACAAGACACAGAAUAUGACGAAAUUCAUGACAAGUUUCUAGCAUCGCUCUCAUUAGCGGCAAACGUUCCCAAUGUGGAGGUUGUAAAGAUUGAAAGAAUUCAAAAUCCAGGAUUGUAUCAAUUGUACCAGGGAAAGAAGAAGAAAAUGUGCAAUGAUGGAAAUGAACUGGAUCUGUAUCAUGGAACAACAAAAGAUGCUGUGGAAAAAAUUAACUGCACUGGUUUUAACAGAUCUUAUUGUGGAAAAAAUGCUGUGAAGUUUGGCAAUGGUGUAUAUUUUGCCAGAGAAGCUUGGUAUUCAUCAAGAAGACAAUAUGCUGUUCCUGAUGAGAAAGGUCUACAGUAUAUGUACAUAGCCAAGGUCUUGGUCGGUAAAUACACAAAAGGAAAAGAAGGUCUGAUUGUUCCGCCACCAAUUGACGCUAGCAAUCCAAAUGUUAGUUACGACUCUGUUGUUGACAAUGUAGCAAAGCCAUUGAUCUACGUUGUUUUUUAUGACUAUCAGCACUAUCCGGAGUACCUAAUUACAUUCAAGUGUUCUUGAGUGACAGAAACUGAUGAAAUGAGUUGUGAAAUCUCACAAGAUUUCAAUAAUAAGUAGCUACAAAUGCUUUUUAAAAUGCUAAUAAUAAUCAAUCAUCAUCUCAUGUUCAUUUGAAAUUUGUCUGUUGUCAUAAACUGGGAAGUUGGGUUUUAAUAGACACAGCAAAACCUCCAUCACAGGGGCAGGCUGAGCCCAUCUAUUUCCAUGUCCAUAUUAUAAUUCUUGCCACCCUCUUAGUGUAUCACAUAAGAAUGAUUUAGUAAAGUUUUUUUAAGAAGGGUUAAGGG